Cuscuta campestris is the source of this 2644-nucleotide messenger RNA. Lineage: Eukaryota; Viridiplantae; Streptophyta; Magnoliopsida; Solanales; Convolvulaceae. The record is from the annotation of a GenBank genome assembly.
UGCGCUCCUUGGGACCGCCCCAUCGUCCUUCCUCCUGCAAAUAUGCGACAGAGCAAUUGACACCUGACAGGCAAAGUGGAGGGCCACCAACCACCACUCCUAACCGCCGCAAAGAGGAGACCGCCGCCCACUCUGGCCCGGCAUCAAAAACUAGGUCCGUGAAAGAGUCCCGUGCCGCGCGCCCAAUAUUUACUGCUCCUCCCUCACGAUAAACAGGAAUGGCGACUAACAUUGCUUCAGGAAGCAGCCAUCUUCAUGUUAGUAUUUCUGCAUACAGGGGUCCCAGGUGGAAACAUCCUCGUUGCUUUCCUAGCGUAUCCAUUCAGAGCAGCAUUCAUAAAGCGUUGUCUUGGUCAUGCAGUAGUGCAUCCAAAUUAUUAUCAAGAGACAAUGCUUCACAUUCUCAGGCUUAUGUGAAUAGGAAAUCCCCCAAACCAGCAGUCACAUCAUGCCUUAGAAAUGGCUCUACCAAGUAUUUUGCCUUUGCUGUUAUUGGUAGUGGGGUUGCUGGCCUUCGAUAUGCUCUUGAGGUUGCAAAAUAUGGAACUGUGGCAGUCAUAACAAAAGCUGAGCCACAUGAAAGCAAUACUAACUAUGCACAGGGUGGUGUGAGUGCUGUUCUCUGUCCUAAGGAUUCGGUAGAGAGCCAUAUACAAGAUACAAUUGUAGCUGGUGCUUACCUCUGUGAUGAGGAGACGGUCAGAGUUGUAUGCACAGAAGGACCUGAAAGAAUUAAAGAGUUGAUAGCUAUGGGGGCUUCAUUUGAUCACGGUGAGGAUGGGAACUUACACCUUGCCAGGGAAGGAGGGCACUCUCAUCACAGAAUUGUGCAUGCAGCAGAUAUGACAGGCAGGGAAAUAGAGAGAGCAUUGUUAGAGGCAGUAAAAAAAGAUCCAAACGUUUAUGUUUUUGAGCACCAUUUUGCAAUAGACUUGCUUACGUCACAGGAUGGUUCUGUCACAACCUGUCAUGGAGUUGACACCUUGAAUACUGAAACUUCUGAGGUAGUAAGAUUUGUUUCAAAGGUUACCCUGCUUGCUUCAGGGGGAGCUGGGCAUAUUUAUCCAUCAACCACUAAUCCUCUGGUCUCCACCGGUGAUGGAAUAGCUAUGGCUUAUAGAGCUCAGGCUGUCAUUUCUAACAUGGAGUUUGUGCAGUUUCACCCAACUGCCUUAGCUGAUGAAGGUCUCCCCUUAAGACCGGCGCAUGCCCGCGAAAGUGCCUUUCUGAUCACAGAAGCUGUCAGGGGUGAUGGAGGCAUCCUUUAUAACAUGGACAUGCAGAGGUUCAUGCCCCUAUACGAUGAGAGAGCAGAACUAGCACCGAGAGAUGUGGUAGCAAGAAGCAUAGACGACCAGCUCAAAAAGCGCAACGAAAAAUAUGUCCUCCUAGACAUCAGUCAUAGGGAUAGAGAAGAGAUUCUUGACCAUUUCCCAAACAUAGCGGCCGAGUGUCUCAAGUAUGGACUGGACAUUACCCGUCAACCUAUCCCUGUGGUCCCCGCCGCCCAUUACAUGUGUGGAGGAGUCCGUGCCGGGCUCCACGGGGAGACCAAUGUGCAGGGGUUAUAUGUAGCUGGCGAGGUUGCCUGCACGGGGUUGCACGGAGCAAACCGGCUGGCCAGCAACUCAUUGCUAGAGGCUCUGGUGUUUGCCCGGAGAGCCGUGCAGCCUUCGAUCGACCGCUACAUGUCAUCAUGCUCCGGAAGCACCCCAGGCUGGUGGGCCCCGCCCGUGGUCCCCACCUUUCUUGGUGACGCGGUGAUGAACAGAAUUGCACGGCGGACGAGGGAGACGAGGGAGGAACUGCAGUCUAUCAUGUGGGAAUAUGUGGGGAUUGUCCGGUCAACGACGAGGCUGGAGACCGCGGAGAAGAGGAUCGGGGAGUUGGAAAUGGAGUGGAAAGCCUACUUAUUUAACCAGGGUUGGGAAGGAACCAUGGUUGGGUUGGAGGCUUGUGAGAUGAGGAACCUCUUCUGUUGUGCCAAGCUGGUGGUGAGUAGUGCCCUCUCAAGGCACGAAAGCCGCGGCCUUCACUACACGGUUGAUUUCCCUCAUGUUGAAGAGAGCAUGAGGUUGCCCACCAUCAUUCUUCCUUCCUCUUCGUCUUCGCCUUCCAAGAAAAACGCCACUUGGAGUUCCCGCCAACUAGCUGCGAAGCUCGACUGAUUCUUAAUAUAUAGAAAUAAAACUUCGAAGAUGCUAAGAUAAUUUGUUUUUUUUUCGUUUUAAAGAAAUCAUACAUGUUUGUAUCAAGUUGAUUACAUAAAGAACCAGAAUGGUGUAACAAAGAACAGCCCCUAAAUAUACAAAAUUUGUGAAGAGAAAAAAAGGUGUAAAUUUUGCAAGUCAGUGAAUUGUGAUCACUCAUGUGUGCACAGGUUUGGGAGUGCAAAGGGCGUAACCAGAUAUGAGAGAACUAAAUGCCAAGGCAACAAAUGCGAUGAAGGACACGAUCACAGAAGCACAUGCCAUAUCUGGGAACUUGUCCUCUCCCCAAUUGGAUCGCCAUUCUUCAACUCGUGUGAUAGCCGAAGACGAUGCAGAUAUUAGAAGGUAUGCUAUCACCUGAAAUUUCAACCAAAGCUGCCUUAAAUUUUCGUGGCGCAACUGACCAUUAUCAAUACUAAAGCAGUACUUCUGAU